GGGACUUCCGGUGAGUGUGGGCUUCCGGGGCCCGGCGGAAACCAGAAGUUCUGUUAGGUCUCGACGCGUCCGCCGCGAGGAAGAGAGGAGGUGGAGGUAGAAGCAGCAGCCGCAGAAGAAGCAGAAGCAGAAGUCGGAGAGUGCGGGCCCGGAUUCCGGCCCCGACGGACCCCGACCCAGCCCCGGUUCCGGCUCCAGCCCGAGCGCCCCCACCGCCGCCGCCAUGGCGAUGCAAGCGGCCAAACGCGCGAACAUCCGGCUCCCUCCCGAGGUGAACCGCAUCCUCUACAUCCGCAACCUGCCCUACAAGAUCACGGCCGAGGAGAUGUAUGACAUCUUCGGCAAGUACGGGCCCAUCCGUCAGAUCCGCGUCGGGAACACCCCGGAAACCCGCGGCACGGCCUACGUGGUCUACGAGGACAUCUUCGACGCCAAGAACGCCUGCGACCACCUGUCGGGCUUCAACGUGUGCAACCGCUACCUGGUGGUGCUCUACUACAACGCCAACAGGGCUUUCCAGAAGAUGGACACGAAGAAGAAGGAGGAGCAGCUGAAGCUGCUGAAGGAGAAAUACGGUAUCAACACAGACCCGCCCAAGUGAGGGGCUCCUUCCCUUUGGGGGGGGCCCCCAGGCUGCUUUAUCACGAACUUGAAGCCUCAGCCUCCCCAGCCCACGGGACCUAUUGGCUCCCUUUGGACGCAGUAGCCAGGUUGUAGCCGUCAGUGGGUCCUCGACUGGGCCCCAAGUCUGCAGAACCUUUGUCUCAGAGACUCCACUGGUCUUUCCUAAAGUUGUUUUUUGUGCCCAGGCUGAGGGCAUCGGGCCCUCUGCAGAACGAGGGUUGGCAAAUAAAGGCCCCGCCUCUGGUCUGUCACUUGUUCUCCGAUCUCUCCACCUGUGACCCACGCCCUGCCCUGGGCCUCCUCUUCUCCAGAUGGACCAGACUGGAAGCCAGGAGGACCCAGUCUCAGACACCUGCCCCAGGACACUAGAGCCUGAGUCAGUUUGCUCCUUUGUGAAAUGGGAAGAUGUCCUGGGAACGUUCCAGAUGCAGAGUUCCUAAUUCCACAUAUCCCCUCCACCCAGAGGUAUUUAGGGGGCAACAGAGAGCACCAAGUACUGGGCCUGGGGUCAGGAAGACCUGAGUUCCAGUCCAGCCUCAGAUGUUUCCUAGCGGUGCAACCUUGAGCGCAUCAAUGAACCUCUUCCUCCAUUUCCUCCUCUGUAAAAUGGGGACAAUGACAGUGCUUACCCCAAGGACUCUGGGGAAGAUCAGCCCCUUGUUUGAGUCCUGCAUUGUACACCCAUCCCCUCACACUGCCUAGCCAAUAAGCACUCAUUAAUAAAGAGGUCUGGCCCACCGA
Molecule: messenger RNA, 1365 nt
Organism: Trichosurus vulpecula (common brushtail)
Lineage: Eukaryota; Metazoa; Chordata; Mammalia; Diprotodontia; Phalangeridae
Gene: SF3B6
Product: splicing factor 3b subunit 6
Exons: 3
Coding region: 224-601 (125 amino acids)
Cellular component (GO): cytoplasm; nucleus; ribonucleoprotein complex
Molecular function (GO): mRNA binding
Source: RefSeq, a predicted model, not a curated record